This is a messenger RNA of Alternaria rosae, 1969 nucleotides long. RefSeq lists its product as uncharacterized. The transcript has a single exon. The record is from RefSeq and is a predicted model, not a curated record. NCBI's taxonomy places the organism in Eukaryota, Fungi, Ascomycota, Dothideomycetes, Pleosporales, Pleosporaceae. The coding region runs from base 479 to 1615 and encodes 378 amino acids.
GUGUUAUGACCUGUAUCUGCCGCCGAUUUCUUGGUCACGAGUGCUAGGUUUGUAUGGCAUCUUGAUUGCCCGCUUCCCCGCGACGUCACUACAGCCUACGCUUGAAGAAGGUUGAAUGCCACUUUACCCAUGCCACAUGGAUGUACCAAGCCGUACUCUGUUUCGUUGAACACUUUUACCAGAAUGCUGAUGCCACCAAUGUACCCCAGACUGCAAGGAGGUUCGGCAGCGCCAAUACCACUUGGCAUCCGCGUUUGCGUAGAGGCGGGUUACAGUCUUGGCGGGUGGUGCGCUCAAAGUGUCAUCUCUGCGCAUUGCGAUAGAUAUAUGGGAAGACAUCGUUGACUGGAGGGCGCAGUCCCAUUCUUGAGAAUUCGCUAUCGGCACAGCAUCUCCUCCGCUCAUCCUUCCCAACAACUGCAACUCGAUACAUAUACCCUUUGAGAACAAGUCCUCAAUCGCCUGUACGCCAUAGAAGAUGUCUAAAGUCGCACUGAUUACGGGCGGCAAUGGAAUAACGGGCUCAGCCAUCAUCGAGCACCUCGUGAAGAAUACGACUUCUGCCGAAUGGAGGAAGAUUGUCGUCACGUCGCGAUCGCCCUUCAAGACCACCGUUCACGAUGACCGUAUCAUGUUUAUAGCCCUCGAUCUUACCGAUAAUCCCGAUGCCUUGAUCAAAAAGAUGCGCCCAGCAUGCCAAGAUGUCACUCAUGCAUACUUCUCUUCGUAUGUACACAAAGACGACUUUGCGGAGCUCAAUCACGCGAAUGAAAAACUCUUCGCUAACUUCCUGGACGCUCUGCUGGCCGUGGCUUCCAGUCUGGAGAACUGUACGCUUCAGACUGGAGGAAAACACUACAAUGUUCACGUCAGUCCCGUGCCAUCUCCAGCUCGGGAGGAAGAGCCCAGAAGGGAAAGUCCACUUGGCAACUUCUACUUCCCACAAGAAGACUACCUGACGAAACGCCAGACUGGCCAGAAAUGGACGUGGAACGUCAUCCGUCCAGAAGCCAUUAUCGGCCACACGUCCAAGCCAAACGGCAUGAAUUCAGCUUUGACAUACGCCUUGUACUUUCUCGUUUGCAAAGAGAUGGGCGUCGAAGCGCGUAUGCCGACGAACCAGCUGUAUUGGGAAGGAUACGACGACCUUUCUGACUCCGGACUUAUUGCCGACCUGACCGUAUGGGCCUCCACACAUCCACACGCUGGAAAUCAGGCCUUCAAUGUCGUCAACGGUGACUAUUUUUCGUGGAGAUACAUGUGGCCACGCAUCGCAGCCUACGCAGGGGCCCAUGCAACAAGUGAGCAGGUCUUUGAAAAGCCUCGUCCAUCGGAAGGAGAGACACAACUAGAUCUCAGCUUGGCUGAGUGGGCUGUGGAUAAGCAAGAGGUCUGGGAGCGCAUCUGUGACAAGAACGGUUGUCCCGAAGCGAAGGCGACUUGGGCAUCAGGUACGUGGGCCUUCCAGGACUGGGUGUUUCAGCGGACAUGGUCGGCAACAUUGAGCGUUAACAAAGCGAGGAGAUUUGGGUGGACCGGUCAUAUCGACUCUUACCAGUCGUUGACUGACGCGUUCGAUAAGUUUGUUGAGCUGAAGCAGAUACCAGCGUUGUAGCAUAAUGGUAGUUUGUAAAAUCAAUGACCAGGUCUCGAUACCGUGUCUUGAUCACUUUCGCUGGCUUUCCUAUUGCUUGCUCGUGAAAUGCCAGGCAGAAUAAUUCAUGUCGCUGCUCAAGAGUCCUCUGACCUGUAGUAUGUUGACCGACGAUACGCUGGAAUUGCUGGUGUUGCAUGCCGAUGGUGUUCCACCAUAAUACACGAGCCACCACAGGUGUGGGUAACGCGUAUCUGCGCGUUGGUCGCAGUCCCUUCCUAAAAUAUAAAAUAGGUGGAGAGAUUUCGCAGAGCCUUGCCAAAUGGAGACGCGACCACGUGCUGUAGGAUCCUCCACGAUGAAAGCGCUUGUCGC